This is a messenger RNA of Gigantopelta aegis, 476 nucleotides long. RefSeq lists its product as uncharacterized. The coding region runs from base 57 to 455 and encodes 132 amino acids. The record is from RefSeq and is a predicted model, not a curated record. NCBI's taxonomy places the organism in Eukaryota, Metazoa, Mollusca, Gastropoda, Neomphalida, Peltospiridae. The transcript has 2 exons.
UGGCUUCCAUGUAUUGCAUAUAACCAGCUGUACUCCACCUCGAUAAUCGCAGUUUGAUGAUUUAUGUCUCCACGUCAUUACAAACCAUGAAGUUUCUCCUUCAGAGUCUAUUAUUCGUGGCUUGCUGCUGCUCUGUCCAGAUGGACGAUUGGAAGCCGACGUCGUUGAAGCAGUGCCGAACUAACGCCGACUGCGGCAACCUGGCCCACGUCUGCUGUUCGAUUACCCCAGCUUUUGGCAAGAGGCAGCUGGGGUUUCCUGUAGAGGUCAACUACUGCCUCCGCUACAAAACGGAAAGCGCCCCCUGGUGUAGUUUACGUUUACAACACUCGGCAGAAAAGUUGAACUACCACGGCCUGUGUCCAUGCAGGCCUGGUCUCGUAUGCAUGCCUUCAGCAGGCCUCGAUCCCACGGUCUACCCGCCCAGUAGAUAUGGGAAGUGUGUGGCCGUUUGAAUAAAAUGAUAAUGCCAUGCA